UGUUUGGUCAUUGUUGCAUAAUUGUGCGUCUUUACACUGAGAAAUGAGAAUUAGUAGCCUAUAAUUGGACGAAAGCGUCCAUUGUUGUCCUCAUUGCCUGCUCUUUCUGAGUCUGACUGUUCAAAAGAACCGAUUCGCCAAAGCAAAUCUGAGGCGGACUUCAUAUUGUUAUUUACAGUUGUAACAGUUUCCAGAACUUUCAUAUAUUAACUGCACUAUACCUGUUCAGUUAUGCUCUUUAAAUAAACUAAGACAUGCCUUAUCAAGUCAAUAACUUGCCCUGUUGCCCAGCACAAGACACGUGCAAGAGGGAGGUGCGUGCGCGAGAUACUCUAUAAAUGCCACACAAAGAAACUUACGGUGCAAACCACACAUUUCACUGCUCUCGUGCAUUGUUAUACCAUAUCAGUUGAUCUAUUAUCUAUAAAAUCAUCUGUGACUACAAAUGCCGCGUCCGGCUUUCGAUUAAGUUCUUUGAAAUUAAUUCCGAUGAGGACAUGAUGCGCGUGACAGACAUUGCUCUCAUUCUGAUUUUCGCCUGUAUCGUGCAACAAUUCGUACAGGUGAACAGCCUGAGAGAUAGAGGGAGGAGAGCACAGACAGAUAGGAAGGGGAGGGUAAGAGGUCAACGGAAUGAAAGUGGCCUAAAAGGGAGAUUCUCGCUGAAGGAUGGAGCGCGGUGCUCGUGGCUCGCUGCGCGCGUGGGUGAUGCGUUUGAAUUGGGAGUCACCUGCAAAAACGGGGCAAAGACUUUCGGCUGCGAAUAUGAAGCAAAGCCCGCAACCUGUCAGCAAUACGCAUCCAAUACCAAAGCUUAUUGGAAACAGAUCGCCCGUUCGCUGAAAAAGCAGAAGAGAUUGUGUCGCGACUCUACGGCGAUGGUCAAAGCCGGUAUGUGCAGGAGCGCGCCCGCGGAUGCGCACUUCAGACUGAAGGACGCGCGUCCCUCCUCCAGAGUCCCGUUACCGACGCCCGCGGGGAAUAACCACUGUCCUGACCGGAUCGAGAGACUGAAAGUGGCCGAGGAAUACUGCAGCAGCUCCUGGUCUUCACUGUGUACAUUUUUCUUCUUGAUGCUUGAGAAUGAUGAAUGCUCAUGAUUGACUUUGAAAGAACUUUUUUCAAGGCCAUUUUUUUAUAUUCCAUUGAUAUACUUCUAUAUGUAGGGUGAAUUCAGGGUGAUUGGGACACUUUUUCACCCUGAGUUCACCAUAUUUAUGAGAAUAAAGUUUUGUAAAUGUUUCUCGAAAUCAGUUCUGCUAUAUAAUGUUUUGGUAUGUCUUACAAUUGGGAAUAAAAAUGACAUUUUCUGACUGUUUUAA
Molecule: messenger RNA, 1322 nt
Organism: Megalobrama amblycephala (Wuchang bream)
Lineage: Eukaryota; Metazoa; Chordata; Actinopteri; Cypriniformes; Xenocyprididae
Gene: fgfbp1a
Product: fibroblast growth factor binding protein 1a
Exons: 1
Coding region: 498-1100 (200 amino acids)
Biological process (GO): cell-cell signaling
Molecular function (GO): growth factor binding
Source: RefSeq, a predicted model, not a curated record